AUGGCAGAUUCCGCAAUUAUUACUUCACUCUGCUGGGUGUCAAGAGGCUAUGCUAAGGCAGUCAUAGAUGAAUAUGAGCCAUCAAGCAAGGAGCAAUAAGUAUUUAAAGAAAUCAACAAGCAAUUGUAAUUAUUUAUCUAAAAUUCUAACUAUUAAUGCAGAGGGAAGGGAAAAGACUAUAAGGACAUUACCAAUGAAAUCUAGGAGAAUAUGGAGAUGAUGGACUUAGAUAAGUAUGAUGAAGAAGAAAAUGUUCCAGUUUUUACCUCUGAGUUGAAAAUAUUAAAGGGAGAUCAAAAUAUGGAUAAUGAUGAUUAAGACGAUAUGGAGGAAGGCUCCUCUGAGUCAGUCAGUUCAUUUGGGGAUGACCAAGAAGGCGCGGGUGAGAAAAAGAACAAUAGGGAUAACUAUCCAGAAGUACUAGAAGAUUCUGAAGAGGAAAAAGAAGACUAUACUAUUAGAAAGUCAGAUGCUUUGAUCAUAGCUGCCACAGCUGAGAAUGAUCAUAGUAAUCUAGAGGUCUACGUUUACGAUCACAAGACUAGUGAUCUCUACGUGCAUCAUGAAAUCAUUCUUAGCUCUUACCCACUCUGUAUGGAAUGGCUAGGUCAAUUAGGUGGAUAAAAGACAAAUUUAGUAGUUGUUGGUACAUUCCUACCAGAGAUAGAAGUUUGGGACCUAAACAAAGAGGACUGUGAACCCUUAUUUACCUUAGGUGGCUUGCCAGAGGGUGCUGAAGGCAGCAAAAAGAAGAAGAAGAAGACUCUUGUCACUAAAUUCAAUAAGUAGGCCGAGUAGCAAUAGUAUAACUCUGAGUCUCACACAGAUGCAGUCAUGACCUUAUCCCUUAAUCCAUUUUAAUCUGAAUAUUUGGCCUCAGGAUCAGCAGACACUACUGUACGUAUUUGGGACUUAGAGGAAUAAGCAUGCAAAGCCACCUUUACUAAUCUACAUAAAAAUAAGGUCUAAGUUGUCAGAUGGAAUUCAUAGAAUGAAUCAUUGUUGCUUACUGGAGGCUAUGAUAGAGUGUUGAAUGUUGUGGAUGUUAGAUAACAGCCAGUUGGAGAAAAUGCUCUUAAAUUCAGAUUAAAGAAAGAAGUUAAAGACCUUGAGUCUGCCCAAUGGCAUCCAACAUACGAACAUAACUUUGUCAUCUCAACUGAAAGUGGUAUAGUGUAAGGUUAUGAUAUCAGGCAACCAAAGGAGUGUCUCUUUGAGUUCCAAGCUCAUGAAAAGACUUGCACUAAUGUUGCUUUGAGUGCCUUCAUUCCAAAUAUAAUGGCAACUUGCUCACUUGAUGAAUAUGUUAAACUCUGGGAUAUUACCAGUCAGCCUUAGCCAAAACUAGUAGGCUAUAGAAAGAUGGGAAUGGGCGAACUUUUCAGUUUGUCAUUCUACAAAGACAUUCCCUGGGUGCUUGCUGCAGGUGGAUCUAAAGGAGAGAUUGCAGUCUGGGACAUUGAAGAGAAUGAAUAAGUUAAAGAUCAUUUUACUCCAUCACUUAAGAAAGAUCUUUUGAAGGAAGUGGAAGUUGAUGAAGAAGAAGAUGAUAAUGACAUGGAAGAUGAUGAAGACAGUGAGGAGGAAAAGAAAUAGAAAGAGAAGAAGAUUAAAAAGAAAGAUGGUGAUAAAAAGAAAUCAAAGAAAGUCAAGACCGAUAGAAAGAAAUGA
This is a messenger RNA of Stylonychia lemnae, 1671 nucleotides long. Lineage: Eukaryota; Ciliophora; Spirotrichea; Sporadotrichida; Oxytrichidae. The record is from the annotation of a GenBank genome assembly.